AUGGCGGUGAACUAUGCAGGGUGCAUACCCUCCGAGCUUCUGGAAAAGAUAGUGGUGAUGGUCCUGGUGUCGGAGGAGCCUAAGGAUGCUUCCCCCGGACUCAUAGACCCACCUGUCCCCGUCGCAGAACAGGAGUCAAUGCAGUUAGCAGAGCAGAGCGCCGCUAGCAUGGCGCUGGUCUGCAAAGACUGGAAGGAGGCCAUGCACUCUGUGGGCUGGAAUGCCCUUCUCUCAAAGAGGCUCAAGGGGUCCGUCCCGUGCGUGCCGGCCGACGCCCUGUGGCUCCUGCGGCUGUUGCGUGCGCAUGCGGGGGAUUCUAUGAACGUGACGGAAGCGAGGGCGUAUUUGCGGGUGACUUCGCGCGACUUGCACGCUUACAGGGAGGCCCAGGGCUUUCCCAACGUCGUCGGGUUCCGCUACGACCUGGCGCUGUUGGUGGAAGUAGCCGCAGGGAAGCACGGCGGGGUGUCUGGUCUGCGCGCCUACAUUUCCAGGCUUGAAGUGCGAGCGGCGGCGGCGGCGCGCGCGGCGCAGCUGAGAGAAGAGGCCAGGCAGCGAGAGGUCGAUAAUAUCCUCAAAUCAUUCGACUCUCGAGUGUCGAAGUACGUGAACACCUUCGAUUACGUGACGUUGGGGCUGGGGAAGUCGGAUGAAAUCAUCGGGCAGGCCGCCGCGAUCCAGAAGGAUUUGAAGACAGCCGAUGAAAUGGCGCGAUCGGCCCACGUGGACUUACGAGAGGAUGACCUCUGCGGCGUGUCCCUGGGUCUCUUUUUGAAACGGCAAAAGAGCACGGUGGAACUGGCGUGCGUCUUCAUGAGGCGGAUGGAGGUCGACGUCAUCGGCAUCCCUUACAAAUCGACUACGGACCGCUCGCUGGUGCGGCAAUACGUAGAAAGGGGAGGCGAUAUCGCGUCGUUGAUCCGGUCCACGGGGUACCCCGGCCACAGGGCCGCGGCGCGCGAUGUUCCUGUUCCCAGAACGAAGGCUCGGACACGCGGUCCAAACGUAGAGGCUGACGGCGGCGGAGGGAGUCCUCUACCGGCCUUGUGCGGGGCGCUGAUAAAUAUGCCGGGGGACCAGCGGGACGUGCGCACGAAGACCAGUAGGAAGACGCUCCAGGAACGGGCUCAAUUGCCGGCGUGGAGCUGA
Klebsormidium nitens is the source of this 1149-nucleotide messenger RNA. The record is from the annotation of a GenBank genome assembly. Lineage: Eukaryota; Viridiplantae; Streptophyta; Klebsormidiophyceae; Klebsormidiales; Klebsormidiaceae.